Molecule: messenger RNA, 1776 nt
Organism: Parnassius apollo (apollo)
Lineage: Eukaryota; Metazoa; Arthropoda; Insecta; Lepidoptera; Papilionidae
Source: the annotation of a GenBank genome assembly
AUGGGUUUAAUUACUUCGAGGGAGCAGACAAUGCUUGACGGACCAGUCGCGCCCACGAAGAGUCACCAUGUACGGCAGCCGUCGACGAGGAACCGUACUAAGCCUCCAAUGCCGGACCGAGAUGAGCUAGAGAGCCGUUUCAUAAAAGUGCUGGCGUCUAUGGACCUUCCUCCCGACAAAGCGAAAUUACUACGCAACUAUGACCUGGAGAAGAAGUGGGAGAUCAUCUGCGAUCAAGACAUGGUGCAAGCGAAGGACUCGCCGGCGCACUACCUCAACAAGCUGCGGACGUACCUCGACCCCAAAGCCUCGAGGAGUCAUAGGAAAAGAAAAAUGGUCGGCGACUCCACAUCCACUCAGGUUCUCAGGGACUUGGAAAUAUCUUUACGGACCAAUCACAUAGAAUGGGUGCGGGAGUUUCUGAACGAACAGAACCAGGGUCUAGACGUUCUAAUAGACUACCUGAGCUUCAGGCUCAGCAUGAUGCGACACGAGCAGCGCAUUGCGCUGGCUCGCAGCCAGUCCAGCGACGGCAUUAAUCAAGCGAACACAACGACAUCGGACUGUAGCGUGCCGAUGGAGAACGGAAGCACUCUAGGAGCGACCUGGAGACGGCGGGCGCGCUCUGCGGACGGCGAGCCCGAGGCGAGCGCCAGCCCUGCCGCCGCUCGCCGCCGCUCGCGCCACGCCGCCCGCCUUAACAUGGGCGCCUCCACCGACGACAUCCACGUCUGCAUCAUGUGCAUGCGCGCCAUCAUGAACAACAAGUACGGCUUUAACAUGGUGAUCCAACAUCGCGAAGCUAUCAACAGCAUUGCGCUGUCCCUCGUGCAUCAGUCUCUGCGCACUAAAGCGCUGGUGCUGGAGCUGCUCGCCGCCAUCUGUCUGGUGAAGGGCGGCCACCAGAUCAUACUCAGUGCCUUCGACAACUUCAAGGAGGUCGUCGGCGAGCCGAGGAGGUUUCACACGCUCAUGGAGUACUUUAUGAAUUACGACACAUUCCAUAUUGAGUUCAUGGUAGCGUGCAUGCAAUUCGUCAAUAUCAUUGUACAUUCCGUUGAAGACAUGAACUUCCGGGUCCACCUUCAGUACGAGUUCACGGCGCUCAAGCUGGAUGACUACUUGGAGAGGUUGCGGUUUUCUGAGAGCGAGGACCUGCAGGUACAAAUUUCUGCGUACUUGGACAACGUUUUCGACGUGGCGGCGCUGAUGGAAGACAGUGAGACCAAAACUGCUGCCCUGGAGAAAGUCAACGAACUGGAAGAAGAGUUGGGUCACGCUCACGAGCGACUAGCAGCUUUGGAAAGGGACGCUAUAGCCAAAAUAGCAACAAUGGAAGCGGAACUGGCACAAGUCCGGCAGGAAAGGGACCAAUUAGCUGAAGCUAGACGACAAGUCGUCGAAGAGGUUUCAACGUUGAGGCGAGCACAGCAGGACUCCCGCAACAGGCAGUCCAUGUUGGAGUCCAAGGUUCAAGAGUUGGAGACCCUCACUAAAUCCUUGCCGAGAGGCGCUUCUAUGGGCGCCAUAUCAUCGCACGCGCUGUGCAACGGCACUCACAACGGGCAUUCGCCUUCACCUCCUCCCCCCGCUGGCCAACGGCGUGGCGAGCCCGCGCGCCCCCUCCCCGGCGGCGGUGGCUGCGCCCCCGCGCCCGCGCCCCCCCCCGCCGCGCCGCUGCCGCCGCCGCCUCCGCCCGCGCCCCCCCGCGCCGCCGUGCGUGCCGCUGCCCCCCCGCUCCCCCCGCCCCUCCCGCGCCGCCCGCGCCCGGCCUAA